Molecule: messenger RNA, 1863 nt
Organism: Cladophialophora psammophila CBS 110553
Lineage: Eukaryota; Fungi; Ascomycota; Eurotiomycetes; Chaetothyriales; Herpotrichiellaceae
Exons: 2
Coding region: 1-1863 (620 amino acids)
Cellular component (GO): extracellular region
Source: RefSeq, a predicted model, not a curated record
AUGAAGUUUCCAACAACGACGCUAGUUGUGCUAGCCGUCAUUGGACAAGCCCUGGGUUCCUGGAUUGACUGGUUCGGGGAUGUCACUGUGACGGAAACGGCGACAAGGAUCAUUCAAUCCUGCCCCUGCAAUGGGGAAGUGAGAGCCACACCUGUUGCUCGUGGGCAAGAUAUUCAAAUAUUUCCAAGGCCAGAACCACCGUUUGGACCGAUCGGCCCCCAUUUUCCUGCACCGGCUGGAAGGACUGUGGCCAAGGCAGGUCCAAUCGUGGCUGUCUACGGCAUUGCGGACACAAUGACGACCAAAACCGGCAUCGUUAUUGAAUUGGAGCCUACUCGCGGGGGUCAAGGUCCUAGACUGACAACUACAAUCUGGACGAGCCCUCAGCCCACUGAUGAUCUGGCCUGGAUUGACUGGACCCCUGAGGACGGAAAAGACGCCGGUUCAUUGACCCGUACUCGCACAAAAUUCACGACUAUCUUUGGUCCUGCUCCGACAAAUGCAGAGCAUGAGCCAUGGAUCGACUGGCUCGAGCCUCCUCACACCAAAACAUCAACUGCACAGUCCUCCAGUUCAUCCUCUAACGUUGCUCCUAUUGGCAGUUCCAUAGGAUCGAGUGCACCUGCCUAUGGCUAUGCGACUCGCCCCAGCGAUUCUUCCAGCACCUCUGUGCCAACAACCUCUUACUCGUCUAGUAGCGGCGGUACUGGCCCUACUGAAGGCUCUACGUCCUCGGAGUCUUCUAGCCCCUCUAGUUCUUCGACGAGCGCCUUCAGCAGCAGCAUGGGCGGUUCAACAACAUCAAGCUCAUCCUUCACCUCUGCCUCUCUCAGCACGUCCACUAGCUCAAGUGGUGCAACUAGCAGCAUCAAUAGCACUACAACAUCCAGUCCAAGCAGCAGUGGUGGUGGUCCUGUUGGAGAUAGAACCACGACUACUUCCAAUACCAGCGGCAGCUCAUUCACAUCCAGCUCCUCGACCAGUGUUGCAAGCUCCAGCACAACGCCACUCCGCAGUGUUUCUGUUGGUCCCACUGGUGGUACAACGAGCUCGGUGGCAACCUCAGCAACUUCCAGCUCGAUUGUUGGCACUUCAUCUUCGAUCAGCGCUUCUAGCGGUGCCGUUGGCAAUACAUCCAGCAGCUCAAGUUCGGCCCCCAGUGGCAGUUUCAUAAGCAGCUCUUCGUCAUCCACAACAUAUACUUCUUCUACUUCUGGCACAACUCUGUCAACCACCAUUUCCACCAUUUCCUCAGCAAGCACUUCGGCUUUUUCUAGCACUACCCUGCUCUUCACCACGUCUGUUCUUAUCUCCACGACCACAACUGUUGCACAAGGGGCAAUCGUGACGGAUGAUGUUCGCUCUCUGUCCUAUAACGAUGCAAUUCUUCAAGCCCACAAUGUCCACCGUCGCAACCACUCCGCAGCUGAUUUGACCUGGUCCAACAACCUAGCGACGAUUGCCGCUCAGAUUGCAGCUAGCUGCGUGUAUGCCCAUAACACCACGGCUGGUGGCGGCGGCUACGGUCAAAACAUUGGCGCUGGAUACACCUCCACGCAGGUGCCAGUCAUGAUUGGUAACGACAUGUACAACAAGGAGAUGCCCAACUACCCACUCCCUUACGAAGUAGACAAUGUGGAAACCAGCAAAUUCGACUCAUGGGGCCAUUUCUCACAGAUUGUGUGGAAGGGCACUCAACAAGUGGGCUGCGCAACGCAGUUCUGUGCUGACGGAGUGGUAAAUGCCGAUUUCACACAAUAUUUCACGGUUUGCAACUAUUAUCCUCCUGGUAUGUACCAAGCAACACCACAUGUGUUUUGCAGACGUAUUUGCCUGUAUUUUAUCGAGUCAUGGAAGGACUGA